AUGUAGUUGUUUUGUUCGGUUACAGAUUGGACUGGACACCUACUAUUGGACAGCUGUGAAUCACGUAUUUGUGUGGGGUAGCCUGGCUGUCUACUUUGCCAUUCUAUUCGCUAUGCACAGUGACGGCCUCUUCAGCAUAUUCCCCAGCCAUUUUCCUUUCAUUGGCACAGCCCGUAACUGUCUGACUCAGAAGAGUGUGUGGCUGGUUAUAAUGCUGACCACCGUGGCGUGUGUCAUGCCAGGGUUGGCAGUCCGCUUUCUGAAGACAGACCUUUACCCCACUCUGACAGACAAGGUGCGGAGCCUGCAGCAGGCCAGCAGAAAGCUGGGUCCCAAGGAGCAGAACCUGAGACGUGUUCGGAGGACCAGCUCCCGGCGCUCAGCCUACGCCUUCUCCCACCAACAGGGCUAUGGAGAGCUCAUAACCUCAGGGAAGAACAUGAAGGUCACCCCCAACACCGCUGCCCCGUCCCCAUCCCUGUCCCCAUCGUCCCCUGGAAGGGUCCACAACAGCAGAAGUUUGAUAGAGGGCAUGUCGAAGAGGAAGGGGGAAACACCGGUAGCCUGUGUCUCUGCUGAGGCCUACGGAACAUCCGGAACCUCGGAAGGCAACACUAGAACUCAACAGACUGUAAUGGAUUCUAAUGUUGUUUCCAAUGGGGCCAUUCAGACAUGACCCUUUACGAUCUGUUUUUAGAUUCCUAACAAGCUGUUUAGACUAUAAGAUGAUCCUGUGCGUCUACACCUGGCUCAGUGAGUAAGAGUUAGAGCAUGGUGCGGUCAACAUCAGGGUGGGGUUCGAUUUCCCACAUUGGAUCGAUCGGCCACAUAUACAGGUAACUGCCAAAGUAAUGGAAACACUUGAGUAAAUGAGGGUUCUGGCGGCUCUGUUAUGGUGCGAGGUGUGUUUUUCCUGCCAUGGUUUAUGUCCACUGAACCCCCUUAGAGAGCAAGGUAAACUCCAAUAAAUACACAGUCAUUCUGAGUGAUACACAGCCAUUUCUAUCCUGAUGGGAGUGGUCUCUUCCAGGAUGACAAUGAAACCCUAUCCACAGGGAACGAGUGGUCAAAGUAUGGUUUGAUGAGCAUGAAAACGGUGUAAACCAUAUGCCCACGGCCAUCUCAGUCAUCAGAUCUCAAAACAAUUGAACACUUCUAGAGCGGUGCCUGAGACAACAUUUUACACCACCAUCAAAAAAACAACACCAAAUUGAAAAUUAUUGUGGACGAAUGGUGUCGCUACCCUCCAAUAGAGAUUCAGGCAUUUAUAGAAUCUAUGCCAAGAGGUGCAUUAAAGCUGUUCUGGCUCGUGGUGCCCCCAACGCCCUAUUAAAACACUUUAUGUUGGGGUUUCCUUUAUUUUGGCAGGUACAUGUUUGUCACUGUCAAUGUUGACAGUUCUGUGAGUCACUUUGGAUAAAAGCGUCUGGUAAAUGACUAUACUGUGGGCACUGGACAAGCAGCAGCACACAAGAAAAUGGAGAGUAAGUCAAACUCAAUCAUCAGAGGACAUGAGCGCACCAGCAAGCAGGCUCCAAAAGAACCAGCACAGGAACCAGCACAGGAAUAUCCAAUCAGUUGCUGCUCUGGGAUCAACUCAUGUUCAAAAAGAUCACUAUAGGCUCUAGUCCAUCUGAAUCAGUGGAGCGUUACAGAUUUAAAUUCUAAGGUAAUUUUUUACUAUUGAGCCUUCGUCGGCAGUGUUUACCGUGAAUGCAGUCUCCGCUAACAUUGCCUUUAAAUUGAAAUCACACUGUAACGCUUAAUUUCCGCGAUACGGAUUGAAUAGAGACCUAAGCAUUGGAGUUUUGAUUUUUGGUGGAGAUCUCCUUUUCAAUAAAUGUAGUAGAUAGAUUUUUCAGUAGCCUGGGCUGGACAGGUAUGAGUUUGGUAUCAUAGCCACUUGAAACAGUGAUAAAAUACAGGUAUGUACUUCAGGCUGCUUUAGGAAAACAUUCAGCACAACUCUAUCGUUGUUACAACACUGUGUUACAAAUCAUCUUUUGCCGAUGACCAUGAAUAUGCUAAAUGUUAUUUAAAAAUUAAAAACAAUUCUGGUUUUACACAUACAGUAAGUCAUCGUGAUAAUUAAAUUAAAAUCAGAUAGAAACUACCUCAACAAAGAUGAGGUUUAGGAUGCUGACUGAAAGAAUGUUCAGAAUGUUUUUGAGGUUUAGAAUGCUGACUGAAAGAAUGUUCAGAAUGUUUUUGAGGUUUAGAAUGCUGACUGAAAGAAUGUUCAGAAUGUUCUUGAGGUUUAGAAUGCUGACUGAAAGAAUGUUCAGAAUGUUCUUGAGGUGUAGAAUGCUGACUGAAAGAAUGUUCCAAAUGUUCUUGAGGUUUAGAAUGCUGACUGAAAGAAUGUUCCAAAUGUUCUUGAGGUUUAGAAUGCUGACUGAAAGAAUGUUCCAAAUGUUCUUGAGGUUUAGAAUGCUGACUGAAAGAAUGUUCCAAAUGUUCUUGAGGUCUAGAAUGCUGACUGAAAGAAUGUUCAGAAUGUUCUUGAGGUUUAGAAUGCUGACUGAAAGAAUGUUCCAAAUGUUCUUGAGGUUUAGAAUGCUGACUGAAAGAAUGUUCAAGAUGCAUGUUUUUACCUUUAAUGGAGAGAACAUAAUUGUGCCUUUUACUAAUUUAAGCAUUUAUCACACGUCUGAACAUAGACAUAACCGUUCAAUAGUCACAGGAGGUUGGUGGCACUUUUAUUGGGGAGGAUGGGCUUGUGGUAAUGGCUGGAGUGGAAUAGGUGGAAUGGUACCAAAUACAUCAGACACAUGGUUUCCAGGUGUUUAAUGCCAUUCCAUUUGCUCCGUUCCAGCCAUUAUUAUGAGCCGUCCUCCCCUCAGCAGCCUCCACUGGUCAAGGUCUUUGUCAUAAGUUGGCUUUAUCCUUCAUUUACAUUUAAAGGUGCAACCUGCAAUAGUUACAGGCAGCUGUUCAAUGGUCGUUGUAUACCAAUUGCUUUUUAAAGAAUAUCAUGUUGAUCUGAUGGUCUGUAGAGACCGUAAAGCGCCAUCUAUGAAUUUAGGUAUUGAUUUAAUUUCUCAAGCCCCAUCCCUCAGCUUUAUGGCAAAAACAGUGGUGGGGCUGCCGUUCGGCUGGAAAAGUGAAUCACAGAUUGAGACUUUAAAACGGUAUGAAGAGAAGGCUUUCCUGUCAACUUCCUGUAACGAAAGGGAAUCCAUACUGUAGGGAAGCUCAAUGCGAACCCUCUGGCUGUCAGCAUUCUACAGCCUAAUUGCCCUAUUUGGUAUUUGGUCACACACACUCUCUCUCUAACACAUUGUUAACCUGUCAGACAUGGAUGCUUGCAGAAUGAAAACAUUAUGUUUUUUCCAUUAGGCUUAUGCUUUGAAUGCUGAAAUUCAAUACAAUCAUUUGUUAACAUCUCAUUUUUAUUUUUUUUGAAUGUUUAUUUUUAUUUUUUUAAGCUAAGAAUUAAUUUAAUCUUGAAUGUGUUGGUGAUGCAUCGUUUUAUUUUAUAUUUUGUUUCUACCGACAAAAACUGAAACACUGUCAUUUUUAUUUGUUAAUGUCCGCUUCUUGAACUUGGAAAUAAUGUUUUUCAGCGAGUGUGUUUUUAUUUUAUUUUUAUAUAUAUACACAAAUAUACAGCUGUUCAUAUUG
Oncorhynchus tshawytscha (Chinook salmon) is the source of this 3624-nucleotide messenger RNA. RefSeq names its product probable phospholipid-transporting ATPase IM. The transcript is spliced from 4 exons. The coding region runs from base 113 to 676 and encodes 187 amino acids. The record is from RefSeq and is a predicted model, not a curated record. NCBI's taxonomy places the organism in Eukaryota, Metazoa, Chordata, Actinopteri, Salmoniformes, Salmonidae.